GAAACCCGUUACACACUGCAAACACUUGGCGCUGUCCCCACUCCGCAUUACCCGUUUUCUCUCUCUCCCUUUCAUUUCUCUCUUUCCAAUCGAAGAAGAAACCAUUAGACAGUAGACACCAGAAAACACUGCACGAAAAAACACUAAAACAACAGAGAGAGAAAAGUAAAAGAGAAGAGACACACACUGACAAAUGCAAAGAGGUUACACCCAAACAGUUAUAGUUUCAGUUAACACAGAGAAGAAGUGACGAACUACGAAAGUCCCUAUUUUCCUCCUUGUUUCUUGGUCGCAGUAGUUGACUCAAAAUCAGAAAAGAAAAAAAAAAGAAAAAAGAAAAAGAGAAAAGCCUUCCCAAUUGCCUUCCCAACACGACAGAUAAUAACAACAUCAUAACCGCAUAUAGUAACCUAAGCUCCGCCCAAAACGACACACUUUCGUCACCGUUUCUUCGUGUUCUCUCUCCCACGCAACCUCCUCAACAGGGAUGUUCCUUUUCAAGGAGCAUUUCCAUAUUCAGGAAAAGCAAUUGUUCCAGUAGCAGCUGUAUCUUUUGAUAGUUAGUGGUGGUGUCCACUUAUUUAGUAAAUUGGAGUUGGUAGAAUUAGCUGGUUUAAGGGCCCAUGAUGAUGAUCCACUUUGUCAAAACUUACUAAAGCUGGAUUGUUGAGUGAAUAUGAUAUAUGUUUCCAAGAGUCACUCUUUGGACAAUUGAAUUAUUGACAAUUUUGGAGUAAGAUGUCUGGUGAAUCAGCUCCGAAAAUUCGACUUGUUUUAUGUCCUAAAUGUCGGCAGCUUCUUCAAGAGCAUCCAGAUUUUGAUGUGUACAAGUGUGGUGGAUGUGGAACAACACUUCAAGCUAAGAAACGAAGAAGUGGAACUUUGAACUCAGAAUCCAGCGCAUGUAAAACUGAUGCACAUCCUGUUUCUGAUGAUAAGCAUUACAGCCAUGGUGAGCAGCUAGCUAUUCCUCAGGAGAGUGGUUUGAAGGUGAAAGCAACUAGCUCUUUCUCAGAAGAAAGUUCUUCUGAUGGAAAGGAACAAAUUCAAAAUGGUGAAUACAGUGGAGAGGAUGUAGUUCGUUCAAAGAAGAAUGAUAUGAAGGAAAAGGCAACUAGAUCUUCCUCGGGAAAAUGUUCUUUAGAUGGAAAUGAUUUUAAGAAUCAAAUUCAAAAUGGUGAAUGCAAUGGAAAGGAGGUAGUUCUCUCCCAGAAAAAUGAUAUAAGGGAAAAAGCAAUUAGAUCUUCCUCAGGAGGAUGUUCUCUUGAUGAAAAUGAUCAAAGGGGUCAUAUUGAAAAUGGUGAAGGCAAUAGAGAGCAGGGAGUUCUUCCUCAGGAAAAUGAUUUGAGUGAAAAAGCAACUAAUAUUUCCCCUGGAGAACAUUCCUUGGGUGGAAAUAACGGAAGGGAGAAAAUUAGAAAUGGUGAAUGUGGUAGAGAGCAGGGUGUUCUUACUGAUGAGAAUAAUUUGAGAGAAAAAGAAGCUAUUUCUUCCUCAAGAGGUUGUUCUUUGGAUGGAAUUGAUUCAAGGGAGCAAAUUGAAAAUGGUGAAUGCAAUGGAAAGCAGCUCGUUUCUUCUAAGAAGGAUGGUGUGAGGGAAGAAGCACCUAGAUCUUCCAUAGGAGAGUGUUCUUUGGAUGUAAAUGGUGGAAGAGGUCAAGUUGAAAAUGGUGAUUGCAAUGGAGAGCAGGUAUUUCCUCAUUGGGAGAAUGGUUCAAGUGAAAAGAUAAGAUGUUAUUUAGAUAAAGAUGAUGGAAGGCAUCAAAUUCAAAAUGUUGAAUGCAAUGGAGAGCAGCUAGUUCUUCCACGGGAGAAUGGGUUGAUGAAACAAGCAACUAGUUCUCCUGGCAGGAAUCAAAGUCGAAAUGUUGAAUUCAUGGGGGAGCAGCUUGGAUCAUUUAGUCUAUCAGAUGAAGUUGCAGAAGAGAUGGAUAGCCAUAAAUUCUCAGAUAUCAGGAGGCAUAAAAGAGUGUCAAACAAAGGUUUUUCAAAGGAGCUAGCUAAUAGUGAAAUUAAGAGCUCAUCGAAAUCAGUGGCAGAAAAUUUAGUAGAAAAAGCAAAUGAUUCAAAGCUGGAACUCGCAAGAGAAGAGCCAAGUAAUGAAAAUAUGCCAGAAAAAGGAGCAGAAGAAGAGUUAAUUUGGGCAGUGGGCAAAGAUGUCAAUAAUGAUAAAUCAGCUCUGGCAGGGGUAAAGUAUGAAGUGGACAUCAGCGGAGGUAGUUUGGAAGGAGCAGCAGGAGAGUUAAACAAUGAAAACUUGUCAGUAAAAGGGGAAGGACAUGAGUUAAUUUCUGAAUUGGGUGGAAAAGAUGCUAAUGAUGCCCAACCGGCUCUAGCAGAAAAUCCCAGAAGCGUCCAAUCAACGGGUGCGAAAUCUGAAGCUGACAUUACCAUAAGCACUUCUACUGCCAAAGGAUCAAGUACUGAGAACUUUGUCUCUGAAAAGGAAAACAUUGCUCAAUGUAAACUUGAAGAAGGUACACAAGAUCAGAAAAAAGUUCACCAGAGUUUUGACUGUGUAAGAUCCGUGGAUGUUGAUGCCACAGAAGUAGCUAAUACCAGCACAGAGUUUAGUGGUACUCUUGGAGAAUUGCCUAAAUCUCCAGCUACCAGAAGCCUUCAUGCUUAUGAUGGCAGCAUCUCUUCUAAUGAUGGAGUGUACGAGCAGUUCCCUAGUCUAGAUUCUUUUGAGAACUCUUAUACCGUUGUCAAUGAUGUUCUUGAGGGAAACUCGAGAAAGGGAAAAGGCCUUGUUGAUUGCUAUGGAGAUCUUGAGACCCAACACCAAUCAUAUUUUCUAGGAGCAAAGAGGCAUCAUGUUGUGAGAGACAGAAGAUGGAAUCCAAACCAAGUUCUGGAGUACACCAGACAUGGUCGUUCACAUGGUAUGAGGACAAGAGAUGAUUUUUCAUCCAACAUGCCCUUCCACCGAAGCAGUUCCCAAUCCGGCUACGAAAGUGGCAGCCCUUUAAGUCAAACGCUUGAUGAGCUCUAUGCCAGCUCAAGCUUUGUUUCACCGGACUCCUGUGAGGACCCUGACCAAGAAAAGAUGAAACUGAUGAGAAUUGUUUAUAAAUUGCAAGAUCAACUUAACAGAACCAGAUACAUGAGUGGGGAAACAAAUGGAAGAUCAUCCAUGGAUGUCUCUUAUAAGGGAAAUCAUCUUUCAACAUAUCAUAGCCACGACCUUCUUGAAAGAAGAUUUCAUCACGGUCUUGAUUACCCUAGGUGUGAGGGAAGAUGUAGCCACGGAAGCAAUUGGCGUCGAAGGCAUAACUAUUCACAACCAUAUUUAUCUGAGGCAACAUGCAGUACACACCUUGUUGAUCAUCCUUGUUAUCAUUGUUGUCCCCAAGAGUGGCAAUGCUCGGCAGAGUUGCCGCCGCGUGUUCUUUACACUCAUGAAGAUCUAUGCAGGUACCACCCAGGUCCCAGUUGUUCAUCUCACCACUCUCUUCCUUCAAGUCCACAAUGGUUCAUGAGCCCCAAAAUCCCAGGAUAUGACCUUGAAACAAAAUCCUGUGAUCAAAUACAUAGAGUGGCUGAGAUGAAGAAUUAUUUAAGGGAGAAACAGAACUUGAACAAGCGACAUUACCGGCCAGUAGCAGGUGGAGCACCUUUCGUGACCUGUCACAAAUGCUUCAAGCUGCUGCAGAUGCCUGCAGAUUUUCUCCUUUUCAAAAGGGUAUGUCAUCAGCUAAAAUGUGGCGCAUGUUCAGAGGUACUUAAGUUUUCACUGCAGAACCAAAGCCAUAUAGUUUCAUAUGGUGCACCAAGUACUCCGGGUCUCCAAUCAAGUCAACUUGAUGAACAAAAUGAGAUGAUCAUUGACAACAAUCUAAAUUCUGCAUCUCAUGCCAACAAUGAUCAUUCUUCUCAUGCCGACCCUGUUUCAUAUUCCGAUGAUUUUGGCCAUUCCAUCAGCAAGAGCUAUUCCUCAGAAGGUGAUCCUGUUUCUCUGACACCGUUACAUCCCUCACAUGGCAAUGAAGAUCAUAAACAAAGUGUUUUUUCAAAUGGUAACUUUGAGCCUAUCACAGAGGAGAAUAAUAUUGCUUCAAGAGGUCCUAGUGAAAUAGCUAUGCAUUCCUCCAAUGUGUCAGGAUCUGAAAAAUUGCCACCGGAAAUUGAGGGCAUAAGGUCUCAACAAAAAAGCUCGCCACUUCAUCAAUUGAUGGGUUAUUCUUCACCAAGUCAAGUGAUAAGAGGGGUUAAUUCCCCUCUUGAAUAUAAAGAGACCAUUUUCAAAGUGGAAAAUGAUAUAUGAUCCUAGUCAUAACAAAAUCUAAAGUGAAGUUUAUCGGAAUCUUAGGUUGAAUGAUGAGUAAUGAGAAGCAUACAUGCAAUGAAUUAUCUUGUUUUAGAUUUCUUGUAGCUGUUUGGUGUAUAGACUAUAGAACAAGGACAAUGAGAUUGACUUGUUUCCCUAGAAGUAAAUUAGCAAAUUUUAUGUGCAACACGGCUCAGCAACAUAUGCUGAAUAAUAUGUAAUUGUAAAAGUUUGAUUUUAGUGUACA
Molecule: messenger RNA, 4516 nt
Organism: Arachis duranensis
Lineage: Eukaryota; Viridiplantae; Streptophyta; Magnoliopsida; Fabales; Fabaceae
Exons: 5
Coding region: 739-4266 (1175 amino acids)
Biological process (GO): regulation of defense response to fungus
Source: RefSeq, a predicted model, not a curated record